This is a messenger RNA of Suillus subaureus, 558 nucleotides long. RefSeq lists its product as uncharacterized. The record is from RefSeq and is a predicted model, not a curated record. NCBI's taxonomy places the organism in Eukaryota, Fungi, Basidiomycota, Agaricomycetes, Boletales, Suillaceae. Bases 119 to 478 code for a protein of 119 amino acids. The transcript has a single exon.
GUCUCCCGACAGCCCUUUAUAGAUAGUCGUUCCUUCUGUACUGUGUCCUCUACACUUUGCGGUUGUAUAUUCCUUGGCCAGUUUCCCUUCUCUUCUGGUAUCCGUUGUGCUUCCUACGAUGCAGAUGCCUUCUGUGUGCUGGAUAUCUGCUUUGGGCACUGUUCUGGCAGUCUACGAAGUCCCGUACGCCGUCUUUUUUUCAGGUUGGACCAAUUCCAUUGUUCCAAGCUUCUGCCAAGGACGAGUCAUCAUCCCAUUUAAAUGUUCUGUAUUACACAGUUUUACAUUCUUUCGAAGAUACUUUCCCCGCCCGUGUUGGUUGUUCAGCUCAAGCUGCAGUUUCCAGUUUCAACACCGGUUGUUCAGGGUGCGUUGCAGCAAGUCACACGAUAACACCUCACUUACAACACAAUUGCAGCUGUAUCAUGGUAAUGAAGACAUCACCUUUUCAUGGAGGAGUAACCUUUCCACUCGUUGAUUGCGCGAGAGGCAUUGGACACGCUCAAUGACACUCGUCAUGAUUAUGCACCUCCAAUCGUCGCGUAUGAUUGCGCCGGU